UGUUACGGUAUUGUCGUCGGCUGCGGGUCACGGCGAGUCGUUCGAAAAGCCACGUGAUCGUCUUUUCGCCGGUGCUCGAAGUACUUUCGAUCGGUCAACCCUUUCGAUCUUUAACGAAAGGAUCAAUGAUAAAAUAGUGUCGUCGUUUAAAGUUCGCGACGUUGAAAUAAAUCUUCAUAAAUCUUCAUAAAUCUUUGAUGUUCAUGGUCGGUGAAUUAUUUUCUUUUCAAUUCGUACACCGGUCUCCGUCUUUGUUUGUCUCGAAUGUGAUUAGUGCUACGUACUUCUACCUUGAGAAUAUAAACACGCGGGUCGGUUACGGUUUAUUCGUACAUUAUUCACCUGGCUCAGUUCGUCGCGACAUGCGUCCUUGCUCGCUUCGCUCGUACGGCUCUUAGUUCAUAGACGGACUUGGACAUGGUAGAAAGACGCAGUUAACGGGACACGUGUUUUUUAGUGUGAUACUACGUGGACGACGACGUGGAGUGUCUAAAGGUGUUCAAGGUGCAUCGGGAACCGGUGAAGGGAUAAAGAAUGCGACUGCUGUAGGGGUUGCGGACAGGAAUUCGGGAUCCCCGGGAGCUCUUCGAUAAGGCAUGCUAUGCGCCAGAAGACUGGAAACAGAGGAUCCCGCGGAAGAUGACAGGGUUAAGUAGAUAAAAGGAGCAGCUACUUCCAUCGACCACGAGGACGAUUCAUCGCGUUUUCCAUGCAGUGCACAAUGCUCUGCCAUCGCGUCCUUGUCGUUCUCUUUGCUGUCAACGUGCCAAUCGUGACGGGGGUAGGGCCAGACUUCGUUUAUCCGCUGGAGAAUGUAACGAUCCCGCAGGGUCGAGACGCUACCUUCACCUGCGUGGUGAGCAACCUCGGUGGAUACCGGGUGGCGUGGAUCAAAGCGGACACCAAGGCGAUUCUGGCGAUUCACGAGCACGUGAUCACGAACAACGCGCGUUUAUCAGUAAAACACAGUGACCCCAACACGUGGACAUUGAACAUUCGUGGUGCACGCCGAGAAGAUCGAGGCAUUUAUAUGUGUCAGGUCAACACGGAUCCUAUGAAGAGUCAGAGCGCGUUUCUAGAAGUGGUGAUACCACCGGACAUAAUAUCUGAAGAAACAUCGAAUGAUCUGAUGGUACCGGAAGGUGGUUCUGCGAAGCUGGUAUGCAAAGCUCGUGGAUAUCCAAAACCAGAGAUCGUUUGGAAACGAGAAGAUGGUGCUGAAAUUAUUUCCCGUGCUGGACUCUCUGGUGGCAAGACGAAAAUCGCAACAGCCGAGGGUGAAACGCUGACUCUGUCGAAAGUAACCAGAAGCGAGAUGGGUGCCUACCUAUGCAUCGCAAGUAACGGAGUACCACCGUCAGUCAGCAAACGGAUGAUGCUGCAUGUGCACUUUCACCCGAUGGUUCAAGUACCGAACCAGCUAGUCGGUGCACCAACUGGAACCAACGUUACGCUGGUUUGCUUCGUGGAAGCAUCCCCAAAGGCCAUUAAUUAUUGGACACGCGAAUCAGGUGAAAUGAUAAUCAGCAACAGUAAAUACUCGAUGUCAGAGGUGAAAACUUCGGUGUACAGCGUUCAAAUGCGUUUGGUGAUCAUGAAUCUUCAGAAACAGGAUUUCGGUGGUUACAGGUGCAUUUCAAAGAACUCGAUCGGCGAUGCAGAAGGCAACAUUCGACUUUACGAUAUGGAUCUACCAAAGCACUCGAAGAAAGUGGAAAACCGUCGAGGGGAGUACGACACAAAUGAAUCGAUAAGUAAUCGGGAUCACAGACUGAAUCACGUGUACCAGGGUUCUUUACGUGAAACGGGUUCGACCUUAGAACCGUACUUCGACGAUGACGAUGUAUCCUCAUCGACAUCGUCGAACAAAAUUCUACCAAUCGCCUCUUGUAUCCUUCUGAUAACACUUUGCCAGCUGCUUGUUUUCACGUAAAGAAUAUUCAAACGCGUUGAACGAAACAAGUCAUAUAUUUCAUUCGACGAUAAUUCAUUAUUUUUAUCGCGUCGUUAACUAUCGAACUCUGUGCUGUGUUAGCCAAUCGACUGAAAAGAUAUCGUCAUUUUAAUAUUGAUCCUGUAUUUAUGUUCGUUUCGUCACUCCAUCGAUGAUACUCUACCAGAUCUAGUCAACAGAAAUUUGGUUGCAGGUUGUUUAUUCGGUAAGUAACGAUAUCUACAGUAUUUUUUUGUUUCAUUUAUUUUAAUAAUUUGAAAUUUAACAGUGAAGUAAUUUUAACUCUUUAGUUUUUUUUGGGGGGGGGGGGGGAUCUUUGAGAGUUUCUCAAUGUUUAUUUUUUUUUAGAUUAAACUAUUACAAGUAUGCAGAAUUUUUGAUUAUUUUAUCCAUCAUUUUUACUACCCUUAAAAGAAAAAAUGAAUACGUACUAUGGUGAAAGACAAUGUAUUCUUAGAAUAAAUAAAAUCAUAGGCAAAUUGUUUAUGUAUAAAUGAUGGAAAUAUUUGAAUCAGAGUCUAGUAUAAUUAAGCAUCAGAUUUGAAUUUUUUACCUCGCUUUAUUAAUCAUAAACCUUAAAUCUCGCAUGGCAUUCAAUACGUAAACCAACUACCAAUCUCCGACUACGCUAAUCUCGAUAGAUUCCUAAAAAAAAAUAAACACACCCAUAACGAAGUGACAGAGGGAAUACAAACGAUCGCGUUCCAUCCGAUAUUUCCUUUAAUCACCAUAUUUCCCCGAUGUACCAUGUAACAAGCGUUUGAACGAAAGGCAGCAAAGAGGGUUGACGGAAAAUCAAGUAAAACCUUUCGAUUUUCCUCGCCUCGGUUCCGUGACCUCCGCGAGUUAAACACAGAAAUAAAAGUUGGCAAAGACGAUAAUCGUUUCAGGGAAACGCGAUCGGGGCUCAGCCAUUUAAUAAAAGUCAAAUCGAGCGAACGAACCGCCGAUCCGGCCUUGUUUAUUCAGAUCCAGCCGAUCGAUGCGGCAUUUAUAACACGAUACUCGGCCUGAUGCCGGGUAUUAUCAUGCCACGAUGAACGUGAAAUUAAUAUUCUAACGAAUAUCGGAGAAACGGAACGAUGGGAAGGAAGAUCUCGUCACGUCGAACAGCUCCACCCGUGCGAUUGUCCGUCUAGGCUUAACGAGAUAUCUCGUUAGCAGUGCAUGUUCGUCUGUGGUCUCUAUCUCCCUUCAACACGGUCUCUCGAUUAUCUGAUCUGUUGAAAUGAUAGAAUUAUUAAAUCCUGGACUCGUUUCGUGUUUUUUUUCUCUCUUUUUUAACUCUUCGUUCUUCUCUCUGUGUGAUUCGUUCGUUGGUGUACGUCGACACGACACAUUAUUGUGAUCGUUGAUGAGGAUAUCAGGGAACCGAGAUAAAUACACGAUCGCUAGCAAAAUCUAGUUACGCAAAUGUUAGCCGGGACAAAGAAAUACGUACGAAAGCAGCCGUACGAUGCUGGUUUCAUUAAAAUUGUUGUAUAAGGGUGAAAGUGUUCUUUUUUAAUUGUGACUUGUAAUAGUGGGCGGAAGUUGCCUUUUGUCGGAGUGUUAUUAGGUUGAAUAAUGUAACGAUGAAUUAGGUUCGUUUGAAGAAUUAAGAGGAAAUAAUUAUUUCGAAUAAGAUUACUGUUGUAAUAUUAAUGUAGGGUAGCUUGAAAAUUGAAAUUAGAAAAUUAAUUGUUCCUGUUUUUAAUACGUUCAGUGCCAGGCGAGAUUUUAAAGUUUAUGAUAAAUUGUUUAAAAAUAGGUCAACAAAUUAAAUUCUGAUGCUUAAUUAUAGAAAGUUUAAAAUUUUUCCCAUGUUAUUUCAAUGUUUGUAGAAAGCUAAGAUUAAGUAUUUAAUAAUUUGCUGUUCGACAGCUUUUGACAAUCUAAGUUUCCUUUUAUAUUUUAUAAUUAAAGUUCACUCUUGCGGCUUUGCAAUCAGCAAAUAUAAUUGAACUUAGAAAAUUCAUUUAUUACUUAACAGAAUUUCUAACGUAAGUAUCAUCGAGAGGAAACAAUGCUCUCUCUCUUUUUAUAUUAUAUAGAUAAAAGAUAAAUUAGCAAUUAUUGACUAAUUGAAUCCAAUACAUAUCCCUAAUCAAUUAUCAAGUAGGAAUAUAAUUUCACGCGUUUAAUCGACGAUUAGAAGUACACAAGUCUGAAGAUAUCAUUAGAUUUGUAAUAAAUGCAGAGAUUUGUACAGAUGGACUGAGUUUAUCGGAAUAGUUACAAUAAAAAUCAUUUAAAAAUGAUUUUCUGAUGAAUACAGAAAUACAAAAGUCCUUUGUAACUUAAUACAAAUUAAUGAACUGUACCUAUAACAUUUUUUUCUAAUUCUAAUUUUCAUAAUAUUUGAUUUAUUAAAAUAUCUAAAUUACAUUUUCCUCCACACUUUCAUUCAUUAAGAUACCUUGAUUUUCUGUAUUAAGCAUACAAAUUAAUUAGCUAAUUAGUUAUUAAAAUAAUCGUUAUUGUUAUUAAACCUCUUGAACCAUUUAAUGACAUUUCAAAUUCAUGAAAACAAAGGAAAAUCUUUUAAUUGAAAAGAUGUAAUAUUAAUAGCAUUCAAUUAAUUAGUACGUCCAAUAAAAU
Messenger RNA from Osmia bicornis bicornis, 4534 nucleotides. Its product is annotated as lachesin-like. Gene Ontology annotation, cellular component: neuron projection. Lineage: Eukaryota; Metazoa; Arthropoda; Insecta; Hymenoptera; Megachilidae. The record is from RefSeq and is a predicted model, not a curated record. The transcript is spliced from 9 exons. The coding region runs from base 710 to 1933 and encodes 407 amino acids.